Messenger RNA from Metopolophium dirhodum (rose-grain aphid), 831 nucleotides. Its product is annotated as protein FAM200C-like. The record is from RefSeq and is a predicted model, not a curated record. The coding region runs from base 1 to 831 and encodes 276 amino acids. The transcript has a single exon. NCBI's taxonomy places the organism in Eukaryota, Metazoa, Arthropoda, Insecta, Hemiptera, Aphididae.
AUGAUUGGAAGUCAACGUGGUUUUAUUGCUCAUUUAAAAAAUGCAGUCCCUGGGAUUUUAACAGUUCAUUGUGUCAUUCAUCGUCAACAUUUAGUAGCUAACAAUUUAAGUAAUGAAUUUUUUGAUACCAUGUGGUUUGUCAUAAAUGCUGUUAAUAAAAUCAAAGCUAAAUCAUUGAAUAACCGUUUGUUUCGAGAAUUAUGCCACGAAAAUGAUGAAGACUUUGAAUGCCUUGUUCUACACACCGAAGUUAGGUGGCUAUCAAAAGGAAAUUGUUUGAUACGCUUUUAUAAUUUAUUUCAAACUAUACUAGAAUUUCUGCAGCCAUUUGAUAAACAACUUUACGAUGAAUUACAUACAAGAGAGACGAAUAUCCUAGCAGAUAUUUUUGAAAAACUUAAUGAGGUCAAUAAAAAUUUGCAAGGUGAUAAAAUUAAUUGUAUCAAAUCUAAGUCCAUUAUUAGUGCAUUUAUUUCAAAAUUAAGUCUUUUUAAAAAAAAGAUUAGUCGUCGUGAAUUUAAUAAUUUUUCUAACUUAUCAAGAUCAAAACAAAUUUUAGAUUCUGACUUAGAAAUAUACUGUGCACACCUUGAAUUCCUUAAAAAUAUUAUGAGUACUAGAUUUAAGGUUAUCAACGAACUGAUUAUACCAAAAUGGGUAUUGAAUCCAUUUUUAGCAGAUAUACAAAAUGUCCAACCAUUAUUUCAAGAAGAACUACUCGAAGUGAUGCACAAUGAAGAAGCUAAAAUCGAUUUUAAACAUAAUGGAUACGAGUUGUUUUGGCUCAAACAAAAAACUGUGUACCCUCAACUUUGGAAAGAAGUGGAAUAA